This is a messenger RNA of Drosophila hydei, 6126 nucleotides long. RefSeq names its product pneumococcal serine-rich repeat protein. NCBI's taxonomy places the organism in Eukaryota, Metazoa, Arthropoda, Insecta, Diptera, Drosophilidae. The transcript has 10 exons. The record is from RefSeq and is a predicted model, not a curated record. Bases 450 to 5738 code for a protein of 1762 amino acids.
CUCUUUUAGUAUAGCGUUGGCGUGCGAGACAGACGGUUCGGUUGAGCACAAGAUACACAAAGUACUUGACAAGCUAAAGCAACAACAAAAUAUAAGAAAAAACAACAACCAAAAACGAGUUCGAGUUCCGAGCAAUUAAUAUACAUACGAUAUAAGCACAUUUAGCGCAGGCGUUGAACUAGUGCGAACAAGAACAUUUCAAACAACAACAAAUAAAAGUAAAAGCGAAUAGACAGAGGGGCCUCAACUGGAGCUGGAGAACUGGAGCCAGUGCAGCAGAGGCAGCAGCAGCAACAGCAGCUAGAGCUGCCCUCCAACCACAAAGCAUACCAUAAACAACUCUCAGCCAAGAGCAGCUCGAGCGCGUCGAGUGUGCAAAUUAAAAGCGCACAGUAGCACGAAAGGAGCAGAAACAGCAACAACAACCACAGACGACAAACAACAACAACAUGGAAGUGGCAACAACAAACAAUCACAGUCAGAGCCAUCAUCAUCAUCAUCAUCAUCAUAAUCAUCUAAGUGGUGGUGCUGUCGGCAGUGGCAACAGCGUCAGCAGCGUCGGCGGUUCCCGUUCACCAUUUCAGCGCGAGGUGCGUGAAUGGCAACGCAUCGAUCCGGACACUGGCGCGCUGUUCAGCGGACGCUUGGAGGCAGAUCGCUGGAUAAAUGGACCACUGAACAGCUAUGGCAAGAUAUCCGAUUCCCAAAAUAUCUCACAGCCGAAUGGCACACAGCACACACAGCGUAAGCAAAUGGAGGUGCUGCGCACCGCCAAUGGCGCCAUGCAGGUGAUACGCACACAGACAGUACAAAAGACAUCAUCCACAUCCCGUUGGUCCACCUCCUCAUCCACCACAACCACACAGCAGCACACCUCAACCAACGGCAGAGCGCCAAUGGCGCUAUGGGCGCCUAGGUCCACCCAAGGCGUUGACAUUUGUGAGCUAAGCGAAGAUGACGAUAAUGACGAUGAUGAUGACAAACAUCAUGAUAAUGAUGAUGAGUAUAGCAUACAUAAUGGCAGCGACGCUGGCGUCGUCCACGAAUGCACGACUCCAUCGAAUCCAAGCGCUGGCCACGGCCAGGAGCUGGUUGAUGAUCAUGUUGAUUUUGUUGUGAUUAAUGGCCAAGCGGACGUCGACGAUGAUGACGGAGACGACGACGGUCAUUUGCACAAACUCGGCCACAAUUUGUUACCCGAUACUGCGCCAAGUUUGAAAUUGAGCAAUCUAAUGAAAAGCAGUUCGAGUAUUUCCAGCCAAAGCAGCAACAAUUCAAAUUUAACAACUGCAGCGGGUGGAGCGGGUGGAGCAGCUGGCAACAACACCCACAGAAAUGCGGGCAAAAUAAGCCUACAUGCAAUUGUUGGACAGACAGCCACAACAGCAGCAGCAACAUCAUCAACUUGGCCCCAGCGACUCGAGCAGGCUGACUUAUAUGGUCAGAGCAACAGCAACAACAGCCAAAAAAGUCGCGUGGGCGUUGCUGCUGACGUCGCGGCUGUGGCGACGCCAACGCUGCGUCGUGAUUUGGAAAGUUUCCGGCAUUAUGACGAUGACGAUGCCACCUCCAUCGAUGAAGAUUUGCGGCUCAGCGCACGGCAUCAGCGUCGCCAACAGGUGUCACAAUCCGUUUAUGCACCUCCGUUGCCAGUUAGCAGCACCAGCUUUGGCAGCUUGCAGCGUUCCCGUUCCAUAUCCACGGAUGAUCUCAGCAACGAUUGCUGGCAGCAGCAGACCGGCGAGGAGGAAUUGCCCUGCGGCGAUUGGCGACGCGUUAGCAAGCUCCGUCGUUCAUUUCAAUCGCAGGAUUACCACAACAAAGCACAAUCACGACCCAGGCCAUUGCCAUUGGAUUUGCCGAGCAGUUCGGUAAGUGUAGCGCGCAUCAGGGCGGAGCUGGAGAACGGACGCAGGCUAAAUACGGCAAUGCGCAACAAUCACGUGGAUCUGGCAGCUCUGGACAGCAUACUAAACACAACAGCCGCAUCAGUAGCAGCAGCAGUAACAGCUAACGCCGCAACAACUGCUGCAGCAAACGCAUCCCCAGCUUCGAGCAAGCCGCAGUUGGCAAAACGUGAAACAUUUCUGACUGCCGCCUCGCUGCAAGAGAUACGCGGAAAAUUGAAGAAGCUAUCGGACGAGAGCCUGUACAAGGAGGAUUUCGUGGCACAUCACGCAGCCAACAGGCAGCAAGCCACAAUCGAGGCGCCACCGCCGUCCGCUUUUCGUGCCGUUCACAAUACGCACAGCCUGGAAACGCGUCAACGGCCAAAGGACAAUAACUCUAGUGAAUGGCAUUUGCGUCGCAAGUCGUACGGCUUUGAGAAGAUGUCACCGCCCGAAAAUCGCAGCAUUUUUCGUGUGGACGCCUCCACCGACAGCGGCUUAGGUCGUUCGGGUGAACAAUUGGGCAACUGGUCGCCCACGGAGCGUACAGCAGCGGCUGCAGCAAAUGGAGCCGGCUCUACAAUUAUACACUUUGGCCGACAGCAGCAGGUGGGCAAACCGGCAAAUACCAGCGAAACGGAGCAGUUGAGCAAGCGUCAUUCGAUUGCCGUUGAGGAGACUUGGCGCGACAUAAGGAAAACUUCACAUGUGCAUGUUAAUGGCGAUUCCAUAAAUGGCAGCAAUAACAACAGCUCAAGUCAGCUGCAACGCAGCAGCGCACAGAAACGCGUUGAAUUCUGUAAAACAGAAGUGCACUUUGCUGCCGAAUCGGGCCGUGUUAAUAUUGUGGAAACUGAUGGCAAACCGCCACCCACGCAAAACUUUCGUCGGCGUCGACGCACAGCCAGUGGACCGCUGCAGAGUCUGGUGAAAUCGGCCAGCGUUAGCAGCACAACCAGCAGCAGCAGCAGCAGCAGCUCCAGCAACAAUGUCACCCACUUUGGCGACGAUCCCACAGUGCGAGCCAAAACCAUUGCCUCCAGCACAGUAGCCUAUCGCGCCACACUAAUGGAGCCACCAGAGCUGGUCACCCAACCGGUGGCUGGCACACAGGUAACUGUCAUAACGAAACCAUUAGUGGAGCCACGCUACAGUUUGCUGGAGACAACAAGCUCCACGUCGAGGCAUAGCUACACAUCCACCAGCGGUGUGGAUACAACCGACAAUGAAACAGACGAACUGGCCAAUAUACGCGGCAUAUUGAAGAAUAAGCCAGUCAAGCCGAAACCCUAUCAUUUGGGCGAGAAUAUAGAGAGCGCCGAUGUGCUCUGGAGCGUUCCAGCGACCAUGAAGAGUGAGAAUCGUGAGAACAGUCCGCCAGCUCGUGAUAAUGCAACUGGCGAAUCACCAAUAACCACCAAAUCGGUAGCGGAACGAGUCCGCAUCGUGGAGCAGAGGCAGCUCGAGAAGCAGCACCAGCAGCCAUCGCCAGCAGGAAAUGGCUAUUCGACAAAGAUCAAUGUGAAUCUGGGUGCCGAGGAGUGGACCGAAACAGAUCUGCCCAAGUCGAAUGUGAUGAACAUAGCAUUGCAUGCACCCCGGCUGCAGAAGCCGAAGCCCACACCGCCCACGCUGCGUAUUGGGCAGCUUGUGCCGGUAGCCAAGCCCCGUACGCUGCUCGUACAGCCUCAGCCCCAAAAGCAGAUGCAACCACAGCACGCGGACAAUGGAGAUGAGUCGGGCAGCGAAUCUCUAAAGAUUGUUCGCGAAGCGCGCGGCGCACGCAAGUUACGCGAGCAUGAGCUCUCCUAUUUUGGAGUACAACAUUCGCCGACGCCCACGCAGACCAACAGCAAGUUGAAUGCCACGCCCAGUAAUCCACGACGCACGCUGCCCACGCGCAACAAACAGAGCCACGCUGAGGAGGCAACGAAUGCACCAGCAAUAGCAACAACAACAACCACAACCAAGUGGCAACUAUUAAACGAUCGACCCGAUUUACUAAGGCACAGUCCACAGGCCAACGAUGAUUGCAACGUUUACGACAACGAUGAACUAGAGGAGGAGGAGGAGGAGGCAGAGCAAGAGGAGGAACAUUGCUAUGAGAACAUAGCUAACGAGUUGACCACGACAUUUAGGGUCAAGUCGCCAUCACCGGGCAGCUACGAGCGUAAAACCGAUUUGCAACGCGAUGCGCAGAUACUAAGCGAGAUGACACGCAACGCUGAUCAGACAAUGAAAGCCCUCUCCGAUGAGGCUGCUUUCAAGGAUCAGCGACGCCGUUCCUGCUCGCUGCAGCGGCGCAGCGCCAUGCCUUUAGCCACCAUCGACGAGAAGGUCAAGGCCGAUGCCAAGGCAUUAAGCGUCGCUCGCGGCACCUUCGCCUCAGAGGCACGACGCAAUUCACGACAAUCGACACCCUCGCCAACACGUGCACGCAGCUCGUCUCAGUCGUCGAUUGAAUGCUGUCCACGUGAUCGUUCGCGCUCCAGUUCGCGUGAGUCGAUGACCCAAGGAGGCGGCUCGUCGGAUGAGCAAUUGAGCAAACAGCGCGUAGAGCGCUUGCGCAUGCGCACGCCCAAGCGUGAGAAGACACGCCAUGAACCAACCGAACACCGUUCAUCCAGGCAGAGCAGCAGCAGCAAGGUACGCAGCAGCUCCAGUGCGACGCCAGCUGAGAGCAAGCGUACACACCAUCACAGUCGUCAUCGUGAGAAGGAGCACGGCAGCGAACACUCGACCAAACAUAGUUCAGGCUCGGCAUCGGGCAGUCGACUGUUGCGCGCCAUGCGUGUCACCGAAGAGAGUCGCCCACGCCUCAGCAGCUCACAGCGCACAAGUGAGCGAGAGAAAGAGCGUGAACGUAACCGCGGCUCUGAGAAGCACCGAGAUGAGCUGACACGUUCGCGUGGUCACUCCAGUCGCUCCAGACACAGUGAGCCGAGCGCAGCUGCUGUGCACAAGUCGAGCAAAAGCAGUCGCAGCAGCAACAAUCAUGACACAGCAAUGUCCGCACACAGAAAGUCCACAACAGCAGCAGCCACAACUACAGCUAAAGCAAUUGCAACAACAAAAUCCACAACAGCGCACAAAUCAACCACAGCAACAGCACCAGCAACAGCAGCAACAUCAGCAACAGCUACGACACCAAUCAGCACAACAACAACAACCACAACAACACCGCACAACGAACUGACGUACGUAUACGUAACGAAUUUAGCCAAUACACAAACCGCCGAGGAAACCGACUAUGCCAGCAUCGAUGAUGAUGUUGCAACGGCAACACCAACAGCAACAACAACAACAGUCAAGCACACAGAGCACCAAUUGCCACUGCCAUUGCCGCCACCGCGUCGCAAACGCAAACGUUCGCUAUUGCCCGUGCCCAUACGUUCCACAGCCACGCCCACUGUCGCCUACGAGCAUCGCAUUAAGCAGGAAAUGAUACCACAAGCGCCCAGCUACUCGAAUCAAUCGACAUUGCGCUGCAAGCAGCCAGCGCGCAAAUCAUCGCUGAAAUGCACACAAUCGACCAGUUCGAGCUUUGCGUUUCUGCCCUAUUUGCCAGCCAAGCGCAAUUCGAACGUUAGCCAUGUCUACGACAACUAUUUGCUCUACGCAACGCCUGCCACUUUGACGGGCAGCAAACUUCGACCCUAUCAACACAAUUUGAGCAACGAUCAUGCCCAGCUUUUUGGUAGCAGUGGCCGUGGCGGCGGUAUUGUUGGUGGCAAUGGAAGUGGUCCGCUGGCUGGACGGCUGGGUAGCUGGCCGAAGCGUUUGCGCAUGCGGCAGGUGCGCAGCAGCGUCUCAACGCACCAGCCCUUCGGCAUCUGCACAUGUUCAUAGUCAGCGCUGGAGCAGGCCAAAAACCAAAUAGCAAGUCGCACAUGGAUGGGCGCAAACCGGAUCUCGUCACAAUUAACAGACACUGACACAGUCGAAGUCGCAGUCAAAGUCACAGUUUUUCGCUCACGUUUAACAACCUUUGCACGCCAACAAUAUUUCUACCUUUAUAUAUAUUUAUUUUUUGGGCAUUCUUUGAUAUUUACCUCACGAAACGCAGCACGCAAAUCACCACGAAAUAUUAAACAAAUUAUUUAUCGAAAUGAACGAUUCGCAGUUAUCUAACCUGUGUUCCUCCCCCAUACUAAUACUACUUAAAAAUUCGAGCGGGCAACAGACAGUGUAAAAGGGAUUGAUACAGGGAGAGAGAGAGAGAGAGAGAGAGAGGGAG